This is a messenger RNA of Mizuhopecten yessoensis (Yesso scallop), 1053 nucleotides long. RefSeq names its product 18 kDa learning-associated protein of slug-like. Gene Ontology annotation, cellular component: nucleolus. The transcript is spliced from 4 exons. Lineage: Eukaryota; Metazoa; Mollusca; Bivalvia; Pectinida; Pectinidae. Gene Ontology annotation, biological process: dendrite extension. The record is from RefSeq and is a predicted model, not a curated record. The coding region runs from base 155 to 523 and encodes 122 amino acids. Gene Ontology annotation, molecular function: RNA binding.
AGCGUUUUCGUAACUUCGAUGUAAACACGUGGUCCUAACUUGUGCAAUAUUUUGUGUGUCAGAUUUUCUUACUUUGACAGAAAAAGCAGCGAGAGGAAUACUUAUACAUCUGCUUUAUACAAGGUAUAACUUCGAUAAAUCUGAGCCAAUUACAAUGGCUAAAAGUCUUCGCUGCAAGUUCCGAAAGAGGAUGAGGAAUGUGAAAAGAGAGAAAUAUGGAAAGAAAGAGCUUGAAAGGUUGAAGACAAUGAUUGAGACAAGUGGUGGACAGGAUCAAGAAGUAAAGGAAAUCUACAAAGUAAAAACAGCAGAAGAACUGAAGGAAGAAAUGGAAAAGAAAGCAGAGGACACUAUGGAACACAGUGGGAAAUCUUUCCACCCUGUGACAUUAAAAGACGAAGAUGGACAUUACCCAGGUUGGAUGAACCAAAGGGCAAUAAAACGACACAAGACAUACCUGAAGAAAUCGGGAAGAGUCAAAACCAAACCAAAGGCCAAAGGCAAGACAGGAAAGAAAAAAUGAUUUGAUGUAGGAACAUUUAUUUGUUAUCAUAACUACUAACAAGGACAGAUAUUAAAGAAACAGUUUCUUCUGUUGCUUUUGAUGAAAAUGUUUUCUAGUUUUAAAUGGAAGGAUUCUGCAAAACUAUAAAGAUAUACAUGAAAAUGAUGAAAUCUCAGUUAUAUCCAUAAAGAUUAAUUAUUGGUAUGGGUACCUUCAAGUUAUAUAAGACUUUUAUUGUCGGUUUAAUACAUUGUAAUAAAAGUCUGUAUUAAUAAAAUGGAAGAAGAGAGUUUCUUUGAGCAUAGUAAUAGUGGUUAAUCCUUUAUAGAUGUAGAAUAAGACCUGGAUAUAAAUUGAUUCAAAAUUGACCAAUAUUUUACUGUGGGUUGGCAUUGUUUGUGUAUGCAUGCAUCAUGCCUACAUGCCUGGAGAAGUAAAGUGUAGUAUGACAGAGAUUGUGAUUGUGGGAGUGUAUGAUAUGAGAUAGAUGUACAUGUAUAUGUUGCACUGUAUUUAAAAAAAAACACAGAAUAAAAGUUAAUUCUGGU